Drechmeria coniospora is the source of this 2547-nucleotide messenger RNA. Its product is annotated as SAM and PH domain-containing protein. The transcript has 2 exons. NCBI's taxonomy places the organism in Eukaryota, Fungi, Ascomycota, Sordariomycetes, Hypocreales, Ophiocordycipitaceae. Bases 1 to 2547 code for a protein of 848 amino acids. Gene Ontology annotation, molecular function: protein binding. The record is from RefSeq and is a predicted model, not a curated record.
AUGCAAGCCGACAUGGAAUGGCCUAGCAUAUCAUCGCAGCAACGCCGCCUUUCUUCCGGUGACAAUGAUAUCCGGAAUCGUGCGUACGGUCCAACUGGGGGAUACCCGUUCUACCAAGAUAUGAAGCAGAAGCAAAAGUAUAGCAGAGAAGCCUUCUUCGGCCUCGAAGGCCAGUAUCGGUCAGAAAGGCCGGUCUCGGUAACGACCGAGUUUGUCGAUACGGAUUGGGAUGAGCAAAUUGCGAGCGAGGCAGAGGAGAACUCUCCUCGAGUAAGCCUGCAAUCGUCGGGGCACCCGAGCAUCGCCACCGUAUCCUCAUACGAUGAAGCCCUAACACCACGCUCAAGUAGAGGCCGGAAAGCGCAUGUCGAAUCAUCUCCAAAGCAAGUGGAGGGCCCUCGUGGUCCCCAUCUAUUUCGACAGUCGAUAGAUUCGUCCAUUUUGGAGGGCGACGCCGUCCUCACUUUGUCACCCAUGACGCCUAAGUCGUCCGGUGGACUUCUUGACGGUCCGGAACAUGCACCACCGGCCCUGGGAAGCAGUAGCCCCUUUCAGUACUCUGAUGAAGAGCUUGAACCAUCGGAGCUCGCGUCCUGGACGCCUGAGAUGGUAGCGCAAUCCAUGCACAACGCUGGCAUUGAGCUGUUUGCCUCAGGCCGAUUCAUUGAAAACGACAUCAGCGGUGGAAUACUCAUUACCUUGAAGUUCCAAGAUCUGCGCGAGCUGAACAUCCCAUCGUUUGGCAUUCGUACCAAGGUCUGGAGUCAGAUCCAGUUGCUGCGAGAGGAACAAUCAGUCACGCCGCCACCUACGACGCCGAUAGAGGACGUUCCUAGUCAAGAGGUGAGAUUCGACAAAGAGUCAACGACUAAUGCCAGCAACACAAGCGUUAGGGGGGGGCAGAGCAGCCAGAGGAAUCUGCGUCGACGAGAAAGGGUAAAUGGCGACACAGUCACACCCUUGGAGUCUGUUUCCAUUAUUGGCAUCGAGCAGGUCAUUCCAAAACCGCAUCACUGUCCCAAAGGGGAGAACUGUUCCAAGUGGAAGAGGCAGCAGCGUGCAAUGGCCGACUUAAAGAAGGCCAACCCAAAUCUCGAUCUCCAGGCGGGGGGGUCAGUUCUGAUAUUUGGAGAUGCCGGCAACCCGCAGACGGCCCAAGCUAUUGAUCCGAAGGAGGCGCUCCGUCCCAUUUCCGACGCAGUCCAUUCUGUCGCAGCAUCUUCUGACAUUCUUGGCCCGCAAAGCUUGCCUCCUUUGCAACAUCUGCAGGAGGCAGUCCUUCGCAGUGUCCGGGCCCGUGACCCGCAAGAAAAUGUUCGUCAAUUCCUCGGUUUUCAGAAGCAAACCGGCAGCAACGAGGUUCCUCCAACGCCCCCCUUUGAGUUCACACCAGCCUUGAAAACUCUCCGCCGUGAUUUUGGUAGCCUGCCCAAGUUGUCGAUUCCCAUCAAGGCCACCUCGGAGAAGCAUCUACCCCUGGUGUCUACAGGGGCUCCGGAUACGCCCUCGGACCAGCCCCGGGAGCAACCGCAACGGCAGUCCCCUCCACAACAAGGCUUUACGCCAUAUCGAAUGGACAAAGCAAAUCCCAUCUCGGCGGAGCUCGAGACGUCGAGAAAUCCUCGCCGAUUUGGGACCCCUUUCUCGGAACUUGACGUCCCAGUCACGGCGGUACAGCUGGGGACUCUGCUCCGGGAUGUUUCUCAGUCUGUCCCCCCUGACAUGAACUACCGAUCAAACAUGUGCACCGCCCUUCGCGCGCGCUCCCAGUCCAGAGCUUCGGCAGUUCGGCCUUCGUUUCCCACUCUUCCUGUUGUGGAUGAGAAUCUUUGCGCUCGUGCCGUUUCCAAGACGCCUAUCCGCGAUGCUGAUGGCCCGCCUAUCCAACCCCGACUUUCAAUCGCUGCUUGCAUGAACCAUCCGUGUGUCCCCGUGGAGAGUGGCGAUAUCGAGAAUUCGCCUUCACCCCUGCCCUCCUUCGGGCUCAAACCUGGCCACAAAAAGUCUGGGGCGACAACCGGUGUCUCCUUUCAAGGCCAGAUGAAGAAGCGCAAGAUGAGUUUCAUUCGUAACGAGUGGCAGGAUGUAUAUUUCACCUUAAAGGGCACUCGCCUCAGCAUGCACAAGGAUGCCACAAAAAUGGAUCGUACACUUGAAUACGUCGACAUUGACGAAUAUUCCAUCACUUGUUCCGGCGUUGCCUCGACGUCGAAGCUCAGCGCAGCCUUGAAAGCGAUGGGUAUCUCGCAUAAUCGCGACAAAGGCGACCUUGUUGCGGCCUUUAGCUUUCAGCUCAUUCCUCACGAUAAAGAAGUUGGCGCGCGGCUACGCAGGCGCGACAGCUCCCUUUUUACUUCUUCGACUGCCACUACCACCAACACAAGUGGCGAACUUGCCGAGGGUAUCAAUGGCACCGGCAAGACGUACCACUUUGCGGUCAAGGACCGCGAUGAACGCAUCGACUGGAUGAGGGAGCUCAUGCUAGCCAAGGCACUUAAGCAGAAAGGGCAAGGAUUUGAGAUCAGCGUCAACGGCAGCAUGAUCUAG